GGGGCGGGUCCUGCGGCACCGCCCGGGAAGCUGAGUGAAGCUGGGUGCUACCGCCACAUCCUCCGGAGCUCUGGGUCCAGGCGAGCCGAGUCGAGCCGGGCCAGGACCAAGCGGAGCGGUCCGACGGCACGAGCGAGCCGAACGCUGAGCCAUGGCGCACCAGACCGGCAUCCAUGCCACUGAAGAGCUAAAGGAAUUCUUUGCCAAGGCCCGGGCUGGCUCCAUCCGACUCAUCAAAGUCAUCAUUGAGGACGAGCAGCUCGUGCUGGGUGCCUCGCAGGAGCCAGUGGGACGCUGGGAUCAAGACUACGACAGGGCUGUGCUGCCGCUGCUAGAUGCCCAGGAGCCCUGCUACCUCCUCUUCCGCCUUGACUCUCAGAAUGCCCAGGGUUUCGAGUGGCUCUUCCUGGCCUGGUCACCUGAUAAUUCUCCUGUGCGGCUGAAGAUGUUGUAUGCAGCCACGCGAGCCACAGUGAAGAAGGAGUUUGGAGGCGGCCACAUCAAGGAUGAGCUCUUCGGGACAGUAAAGGACGACCUCUCCUUGACUGGGUACCAGAAGCACCUGUCAUCCUGUGCCGCACCUGCCCCACUGACGUCGGCUGAGAGAGAGCUCCAGCAGAUCCGCAUCAACGAGGUGAAAACCGAGAUCAGCGUGGAAAGCAAGCACCAGACCCUGCAGGGCCUGGCCUUCCCCCUGCAGCCUGAGGUCCAGCGGGCUCUCCAGCAACUCAAGCAGAAGACAGUUAACUAUAUCCAGCUGAAGCUGGACCUGGAACGGGAGACUAUCGAGCUGGUACACACAGAGCCCACAAAUGUGGCCCAGCUGCCCUCCCGGGUUCCCCGAGAUGCUGCCCGCUACCACUUCUUCCUGUACAAGCAUACCCAUGAGGGUGACUCCCUUGAAUCUGUGGUGUUCAUCUACUCCAUGCCGGGGUACAAGUGCAGCAUUAAGGAGCGCAUGCUCUACUCCAGCUGUAAGAGCCGCCUCCUCGACUCUGUAGAGCAAGACUUCCAGCUGGAGAUAGCUAAGAAGGUUCUCUGCCUCAGGACCCUGCACCCCUUGUCUCUUCUGGUGCAAGCCGCAGUGCUGACCGGGGCUCUGGCCAUGGGCACCCUUCCUGCCUUCCUGCCCUGUGAGCUGAAGCCUCAAGGCCUCGUAGACUGCAACUGGCUCUUCCUGAAAUCUGUGCCCCGCUUCUCUGCAGCCACACCCCGUUCCAAUAUCACCAACCUCUCCUUGAUCUCCAACCGCAUCCAUCACCUGCACAACUCUGACUUUGUCCACUUACCCAACCUGCGGAAACUGAACCUCAAAUGGAACUGCCCGCCCACUGGCCUCAGCCCCAUGCAUUUCCCUUGUCGCAUGACCAUCCAGCCCAACACCUUCAAGGCUGUGCGGACGCUGGAAGACCUGAACCUGAGUUACAAUGGCAUCACCACUGUGCCCCCACUGCCCAGCUCCCUAAUUAACCUGAGCCUGAGCCACACCAACAUCCUGGUACUCGAUUCUGACAGCUUCACUGACCUGUACAACCUGCGCUUUCUCUUCAUGGACGGGAACUGUUACUAUAAGAACCCCUGCCGUGGGUCAGUGGAGGUAAAGCCAGGGGCUCUCCUGGGCCUGAGUAACCUCACCCAUUUGUCACUCAAGUAUAACAACCUCACGAAGGUGCCCCACCAACUGCCCCCCAGCUUGGAGUAUCUCCUGGUGUCCUAUAACCACAUUGUCAAGCUGGCACCUGAAGACCUAGCCAACCUGACCUCCCUGAGAGUCCUCGAUGUGGGUGGGAACUGCCGCCGCUGCGACCAUGCCUUCAACCCCUGCAUAGACUGCGGGCAAGAGUCCCUCCUGCUGCACCCCGAGACCUUCCAUCACCUGAGCCACCUCGAAGGCCUGGUGCUGAAGGACAAUUCCCUCCACAUGCUGAACCCCUCCUGGUUCCACGGUCUGGCCAACCUUUCAGUGCUGGACCUGAGUGAGAACUUUCUCUAUGAGUGCAUUACCAAAACCACCGCCUUUCAGAACCUGACAAGCCUGCGCAAGCUCGACCUGUCCUUCAAUUACUGCAAGAAGGUAUCAUUUGCCAAGCUCCACCUGGCAAGGUCCUUCGCGAGCCUGGUGUCCCUGCAAGAGCUGAACUUGAACGGCAUCUUCUUCCGCUUGCUCAACCAGUACACGCUCAAGUGGCUGACCCCUCUGCCCAACCUCCAUACUCUGCAUCUUCAAAUGAACUUCAUCAACCAGGCCCAGCUCAGCAUCUUUGGUACCUUCCCAAGCCUUCGCCUCGUGGACCUGUCAGACAACCGCAUUAGUGGGUCUUUGGUAAUGUCAGCAGUCACCCCCAAAGAGGCAGAUGAUGGGGCACAGGAGAGUCUGUGGUCUGGGGUUCUCACUCCAGCUCCACUGAGCACCCCUGACCAUAAGAGCACCAUGGUCAGAUGCAGGAACCUCCCGUUCACCUUGGAUCUGUCUCGGAACAACCUGGUAGCAAUCCACCCAGAGAUGUUUGCCAACCUCUCACACCUCCAGUGCCUAAGCCUGAGCCAGAACUGCAUUGCACAGGCUGUCAACGGUUCUCAGUUCCUGCCGCUGACCAAUCUGAAGGUGUUGGACCUGUCCCAUAAUAAGCUGGACUUGUACCAUGGGCGCUCUUUCACUGAGCUCCCACAGUUGCAGGCUCUGGACCUGAGCUACAACAACCAGCCCUUCAGCAUGAAGGGUAUCGGUCACAACUUUAGUUUUGUAACCCAUCUGUCCACGCUGCGCUACCUCAGCCUGGCACACAAUGACAUUCACAGCCGUGUGUCCUCACACCUUCGCAGCGCCUCGUUGGUCUCCCUGGACUUCAGUGGCAAUUCUGUAGGCCUCAUGUGGGGGGAGGGGGACCUUUAUCUCCAGUUCUUCCGUGGUCUGAGAGUGUUGAGCAAACUGGACCUGUCUCUGAAUCGCCUGCAUAUUCUCCUGCCCCAGAACCUCGCCAACCUCCCCAAGAGCCUGAAGGAUCUCAAUCUCCGUAACAAUUAUCUGUCUUUCUUUAACUGGAGCAGUCUGGCCUUCCUGCCCAACCUGGAAGUCCUGGACCUGGCGGGAAACCAACUAAAGGCCCUGGCCAACGGCACUCUGCCUUACGGCACCCGGCUCCAGAAACUGGAUGUCAGUAGCAAUAGUAUUGUCUCUGUGGUUCCAGCCUUCUUUGCUCUGGCCUUGAAUCUGAAAGAGGUCAACCUCAGCGACAAUAUCCUCAUGACAGUGGAUCGCUCCUGGUUUGGGCCCGUAGUGGUGAACCUGACAAUGCUAGACGUGAGAAGCAACCCUCUGCACUGCGCCUGUGGGGCGGCCUUCGUGGACUUCCUGCUGGAGGUGCAGACCAAGGUGCCCGGCCUGCCCAACCAAGUGAAGUGUGGCAGUCCUGGCCAGCUGCAGGGCCGAAGCAUCUUCGCGCAGGACCUGCGGUUAUGCCUGGAUGAGGUUCUCUCCUUGGACUGCUUUGGCAUUUCCCUAUUGGCUGUGUCUGUGGGCAUAGCAGUACCAUUACUACAGCAUCUCUGCGGCUGGGACGUCUGGUACUGCUUCCAUCUGUGCCUGGCAUGGCUACCUUUGCUGACCCGGGGCCGGCGGGGAGCCCAAGCCCUGCCCUACGAUGCCUUCGUAGUGUUCGAUAAGGCGCAGAACGCGGUGGCCGACUGGGUGUAUAACGAGUUGCGGGUGCGGCUGGAGGAGCGGCGCGGGCGCCGAGCUCUGCGCCUGUGUCUGGAGGACAGAGAUUGGCUGCCCGGCCAGACGCUCUUCGAGAAUCUCUGGGCCUCCAUCUACGGCAGCCGCAAGACGCUCUUUGUGCUGGCCCACACGGACCGGGUCAGCGGCCUCCUGCGCACCAGCUUCCUGCUGGCUCAACAGCGUUUGCUGGAGGACCGCAAAGACGUAGUGGUGUUGGUGAUCCUGCGUCCCGAUGCCCACCGCUCCCGCUACGUGCGCCUGCGCCAGCGCCUCUGCCGCCAGAGUGUGCUCUUCUGGCCCCAGCAGCCCAGCGGACAGGGCAGCUUCUGGGCUCACCUGAGCACAGCCCUGACUAGGGACAACCGCCACUUCUAUAACCAAAACUUCUGCCGGGGACCCACAGCAGAGUAGCCCAGAGCUACAGCUGGCACCUUCACGCCUGGCCACCCGGGUUGCUCGGCCUACCUUGCUCUGUCCUUCUGCUUUUCUCCAGGAGCAUGCCAUGUACGCUACCAAACCACCAGCCCUGGGUUCCUGGACAGUGUGGGUGGGAGGAGAGAUGGGGAAAUUCUCCGUGUCUCCACAAAUUGAAGAGGGAGAAGAUGGGUAAAAAUAGGACCCACAGAGCAAAGGUUGGCUGUGAAGGGCGAUUUUCUUCUCAGGCAUCUUUCAGUAGGGUCUGAAGAUAGUCACCAAUUGUGCCUGGGUUCUUCCUAGAGAACAGGGCCUAGUCUGACGGUUUCUUUUGUUUUUUUGUUUGUUUGUUUGUUUGUUUGUCUGUUUUUUUAAAUUGUUCUCUGAAUGCCCUGCUCUCUGAGCUGGCCUGUGUCAUCACCUCUCUGCCUGUCUUGUAUUGAUCUGGGGUAUCUGCCUCCCUCACCUACUGGCCUAUCUUGAGGGCAGAGAAGAUGCAGGCCUAGUUUAUCUCUGGUCCUUAGCAAGGUCCUGAGAAAACUCCCAAACAGGGCAGUGUUCAUUACUAGGUGUGUAAGAAAAGAGGGAUGAUUGCACACUCGGGUGGCCGUGACUGAGCUGGACAGGGAUGAUUACACACUCGGGUGGCCGUGCCUAAGCCGGACAAAGAAGGCCAGCCUGGAUUAGAGUUCUGCCAGUGGCAGUAGCAGCAAGGAGCUGAGAGCCACAGGAGAUCAAAAAUAUAUUCAACCUCUGUGUGUGUGUUUGUGUGUGUGUGUGUGUGUGUGUGUGUGUAGUGCGUGUAUGUGUAAGGAUGCAUGUAUGUAUGAGGGUCCAUGUACACAUGUGCAGCGGGGUCCAGAGGACAACCUCACAUGUUAUUCUUCUGGUGCUGUACGAUUUUUUUUUCACCAACCCAGCGCUCACCAAUUAGCCUGUAUCAGCCGGCCACAGAAUGCCAACCAUCCCCCUUCUCCCAGCCCUGGGGUUAUAAAGGUGCCACACUGAGCUUUUCCACACAGGUUUUGGGAUCAAAUUCAGGCCCCUGUACAUGCACGACAGGUGCUUUACAGACGGCAUCAUCUUCCCAACCCCGUGUCUGCCCUUUUGACAUCAUGACAAACAGUGUCACCUGCAUAGUUCACAUUUGAGAUCUGUGUGCCGAGUUAAAACACAAAACAAAUUCCACCAAAAAUGAAAACUUCAGUGGACAGUUUUGUAUCUGACUACAUUCCCAGCUAUGCUGGGGCACAUCAGGACGUGGACCACAGCCUGAACAUACCUAUUCAGAUGAACUCACAAUGCAGCCCUUCCCACUUCCAUCUAGAGGAUCAUGCCAGGUCACUGUUCAGAUAUCAAAAGAGACCAAGGUGAGCUGCUACCUGGCUACAGAGGGGAGGGGGCCUCUUCCAUGUACUUGUCUCUCAGACCUGCUUAAAUUUAGACUGAGGCCUAGUCACAUCUGAUCAAGAUGGAAUAUAUAUACAUAUGUAUAUGUUUCUUUCUUCAUUUUCUUUCUUUCUUUCUUUCUUUCUUUUUCUCUUUCUUUCUUUCUUUCUUUCUUUCUUUCUUUCUAAACCAGGCAGUAUCUCACUACAAAGACCUGGCUAACCUGGGAACUCUAUGUAGACCAGGCUGGUUGGGAACUCCCAGAGAUUCACUUGCUUCUGCCUCCCAAAUCCCGGGAUUAAAGGUGUGUACUACCAUGCUCAGUGUUUUGUUUUGUUUUCUAUUUUAAAGUUGCACUUAUUUCUUGUGUAUAUGUAGAGGUGAGCAAGUGCCAUGACCAGCUUGUGGAGGUUAGAGGACAAAGGUCAGGUCUUCUUCCACCAUAUGUGGUCCAGAGAUUGGACUCAGGUUGAUGACACAAUUAAGUUCCAGGAAAGAAGCUGCGCUGCACAUUCCACCGAGCCUUCUGCAAGGCUGAUUACUGUUACAGACUGUUAAAGAGUCCAGAAACUAAUUACAAUUCUAAUAAAUUACAACUUAUCUUA
Messenger RNA from Myodes glareolus (Bank vole), 6126 nucleotides. The record is from RefSeq and is a predicted model, not a curated record. Lineage: Eukaryota; Metazoa; Chordata; Mammalia; Rodentia; Cricetidae.